GCGAAAGUAAACGGGCGCACAUGCAUUGAUGAAAUCCGCUUUAUUGUGCUGUUGAGACAAAUAAUUUGAAAAUACUUGGCUAAAAUUUAUUUUAAAAUUAAGAACUAAAACUGAGAAGAAAUUUGGGGAAACAUCAGUUGGGUGAUAGGCGAAAGCUCUUUUGGAGAUCUGUGUUCUGCGAACUUCAAACAAGCCCUGUUGCCAGGUGGUCACCCCUGAACGCGUCUCGCCCGACUCAAAAAUUACACCAAGGACAUAUUCAUGUUUUUAACGUUUUUCUUCUGUACCCACAAAAUCAGAAGAAACCAGUAUGGAAGAUGAAGGGCCAAUAACAAAGCUUAAUGUCUCCACCAGUAAGGAUGAGGAGGAAAUACUUAGAGCUCAUGGUUAUCAGCACAUCAAUGCUGACCUCAAUGAUGGUACUGGUAAAAACCGGGUCUUUAUUUGGUACAAGAAAGAGUGUGGCAACAGACCUGUGACCAGGAUCCAGUUUUCAUUCAAUGACGGCAUGAAAUCUGUUCUGGCUGAUGCUUGGUAUGAGCUGGUCAACAGAGACCUGAACAGAGGAGCUGGUGGAGAUGACAUCUUUCUGUGGUACUUCUGUGGCAGCACUGAACAUGACAUUCCUAUUGUGGACCUCAAGGUGAGCAAAGAUGCCAAAGAAGAACCUGCUCUUCUGCAAGAUGGCUGGGAGAGACUGGGCUGUGAUCUGAACCGUAAGGCAGGAGGAAACUUCAUCUACCUGUGGGUGAAGAGAGAGAAGCCGAGCUACAUCUGUGAGAUCACAGCAUCUGUUGACUUCUCUUGUGACAGGUAUCUGUUUGAGCAGGGCUACACUCGUGUGGAUGAAGACACCAAUCGCGGUGCUGGUGGAAAGCACGUCUUUCUCUGGUAUCGCCGCUCAACUGAUAAGAGCAAAGCUCUCACUGCUCUUAACGUAUCCACCUCCCCUCAGGAGCAGGCAAAGCUUCAGGCUUCAGGCUUCAAAAUGGUUUGUGUGGAUCUCAGUGAAGGAGCCGGUGGAAAAUAUGUCUACACAUGGUACAAGAAAGAGGGUUGUGAAUCGCAGAUUCAAGCCAUGGUUCUGCUGAUCAACCCUGAUGCCUGGAAGGAGUAUCAGAAAGCUGGUAUCAACUUUGUUGAAAAAAAUCUGAAUGAGGACAACAAGGGCUGGAAAAUGUACAUAACAUACAAGUGAAGGAUGUAUGGAUUCUUCACAGCAACGUGGUGUUUCUUCAACAGAGCAAAUGAAGUAUUCUGCGUUGGUUCAGGCAGGCCUUGUAGUCAAGCUCUGCUAUCAGCUGACUGAAAAAUUUAAAACCCAGCACCUCCGCUAUCAGCUGAUCUGAUCCCUGUGCACUCAAUUGGCAGAUCUCAAUUGGCGCCCUACUUAAACACAGAAUCAGCUAGCUUGCAUGCUGCUUGCAACCCACCUCCUCCCCAUCUCCUCCUUCAACUUCAACUGUCUUGGCUUUCAUGGAGCUCAUGAAAAGGACAGGGCAUUUCAAACAGAGCCAUAUCGUCGAAUGUAACUUUGCAAACAUGUCAAUAAAAUUGAUUUAAAGUUA
Molecule: messenger RNA, 1568 nt
Organism: Labeo rohita (rohu)
Lineage: Eukaryota; Metazoa; Chordata; Actinopteri; Cypriniformes; Cyprinidae
Exons: 3
Coding region: 311-1198 (295 amino acids)
Source: RefSeq, a predicted model, not a curated record